GAUGUCACCACACUGGUUAACCCCUCUGAGCCAGAUAUGCCAAGUAUCAAGGUGCAGGCUCGUCGACUUAUCAAGAAUGCUCAACAAGUAACCAUGGUUGACAGAGGAAGAACAAUGAUUCCAAGCACCACCCUCCUUUUGAAGCUUCCAGUCUGUUAUUCGAACUGAAUCAGCAUGACAGAGUGAUCUCCAGCCUUGUCCUUGUCAACACCUGUGUUAACGAGGGAAUCACUGACAUGAUGUCAGCUGGUCCUUUUGUGGCAGGGCUGAAAUGUGGAAAUGUUUUUGGGGGAUUCAGUUCAAUUAAUUGCAAUUCAUCUGAUCACUCUUCAUAACAUUCUGGAGUAUAUGCAAAUUGCCAUCAUACAAACUGAGGCAGCAGACUUUGAAAAUUAAUAUUUGUGUCAUUCUCAAAACUUUUGGCCACGACUGUAUAUGUUCCUGUUCGUUUUGCUAAUGGCGUGCCUCUAAUUUGUACUUUAUAUGUAUCAUGAAUUCACAAUGUAAAUACAUGAUUUAAUUAUUACUCUUACAAUUUCACACAUUUUCAACAUGUAUUUUCUCCAUCCUAUGCUUGACAAGCAGUUCCCUUAUUCUACCACUUGGCACUGUGUGUACGCAUGGUCAUGGCUGUGCGUAAAUUUAGGCACACUCUCAAGCAAACAUUCACAUGGCUAAAUCUCACACUUUGCGUGGACAUCAUCCCAUGCAUGGUUUUUACGUACAGAUUUGUGCCCACGCAUGAUUGAUAGGUGAGGCCUCUAGAUUGUAUAUAACAAUAUAUUCCACUCAUUAUCUGAAUUUCAUUGAUACACUAAGCUGAUGAAUUUCAAGCACAGAGACAGACGAUACUAUAUCAGUUGGUGUGUAACAGAAAGGAUAUGCAAUACUACAAUAGAAAAUGUAGAAUAAUCGCACAGCAUGUGAUGUGUGUAUAAUGCCUCACUAUUGCAUGCUUUAUUUAACAUUUGAAACCAAUGCAGGUGUAAUGUUAGUAUAUAUGAUAGUGUACUCUGUGGUCCUUUCCAGGUGAUCGCUGUGGUAAUGGACACUUUUACAGAUGUGGACAUCUUUGCUGAUAUUCUGGAUGCUGCCAUGCGAAAUGUUGCCGUGUAUAUCAUUCUGGAUGAACAGAAUGCACACCACUUCACUAGCAUGGCUUCCAACUGCCGGGUCAAUCUGGAAAACAUUCAAUUCAUGCGUGUCAGAACUGUGUCAGGGGUCACCUAUCACUGUCGCUCUGGGAAGACCUUCAAGGGUCAGAUGAUGGAUCGCUUCUUGCUGACAGACUGCAGGGCAGUCCUGAGUGGAAACUAUAGCUUCAUGUGGUCUUUUGAGAAGCUUCACCGUUGCAUGGCUCACCUCUUCCUUGGACAGCUUGUGACUACUUUUGAUGAGGAGUUCCGGAUCCUGUUUGCACAGUCCCAACCUUUGGUACUGGAAAAUGUCCUUGUUCCAAUGCCACACUACAGCAGUUUAUCUGACAGUCAAUACAGCAGUGAUCUGACACUAUUGUUCAGAGAUCCCAGAAAGUUCCUCCCCAUAGACAGCUCUCGUCCUGUAGAAUGGGCUAGACAUUCCUCUGAUGACCGUAUGGAUAUGGUUCAGAAUAUGAUGCCUCCUGGGAGGUGUGAGCCCAUCCACAGUUCACUAGAUCAGGGUCCACCAGAUAUGUACAGCAACAAGUACUCCUCCCAGCAAUUUAAACUGGAGCAGCAGUCUUUUAUGGCACAAGGUCACCCCAUGAUGCAGUCAAACACAAUGGAGUUUGCUGGCUCUAAAAGGCACAGUUAUGCAGAGGGCACUUAUGCCGGACAUUCCUCCUCUCAAUUCAUGCAGCACCAAGCCAUUCACAGCUUUGAGGGGGAUACGGCAACCCAGAACAGGAAGAUACAUAGGGAACAGCAUCACUAUCAGAGAACAGGGCUAGAACCAGGUUACAGCGGCUACGAUCAAUUCAGGGACCAAGGGUACCCUCUGAUGGAUCAGUAUUCUGAGUCUGGGUACCCACAUGGAAUAGCGAUAGAGCCACCAGACAACUAUGACCCUGUACUGAAUUAUUUGUCAUCAUCAAACCUUGCUGUGGAGCUGGGACAUGGCUCAAACAAAUUAUCAAGUCCAGGAGAGGGUCCCUUUAGUCAGUCAAACCCCAAAAGACUGAGCACGGGCCAGCCUCAUGCCUGUCAGACCACCCCAACACAACAAAACCCAUUUGAACAGAGAUCAUUUUAUGUCAGGUCUGGUUCGGACUGUAAAACACAGGAUCCCAGUGCAAAGCAGGGGAUGCGAGAUUGGAGGAUCAGCUCAUACCUCAGUGCAUAUGAUGAUGCAGGAGAGGAAGAGAUUCCACAGCCUAUGGGAAAUGACCCCUUUCAAGAGCCCCUUAAUCCAUCACAAGGCAAAUUAUUUGCUCCACUGGUAUCAGAUCCCAGGUUUAGUGCCAAAGAGUUACCCAAGAUUCCAGGGCUCAGGUUAAACAAGCCCACCUGCCCAGAACACUCAAGAACACUAGAAAUUAUUGUUAGCUUAGAUGCCCAAACAACACUAACACCACCUUCGGAGUCGUCAUCAACCACUGAAGGUGACAAAUCAGAGGAGAUGGAUGUAAAAGAGCCCAAAAGAGAAGAGUCAUUCCGUAGGAGGUUCAAUCCUGCUAUCCAAAGGACCUCGAGACUAAGAUCCUCACUAAUCUUCAGCUCACAACUCGAACAGCAUAUCUCACAGGAACAGAAAUGUAACUCUGGCCAACACUGUGAGGAAACUGCCAAUGAGGAAGAUGACCCAUCUAGAUUAUCCUUGACCACUCAGGUUUGGGGGAAAAGAAGAUCCAUUACAAGAGAACCUUUUGAAUGGAGACUUAAGUCAGCGAUAGUUGAUAAUUCAACCAUUGAGUCUUUGAAAUCUGAGGACAUCACUACUGAUUCGGGUGAUAAGGAAUUGACAAAGUAUCUUCCUGUGAGCACUGACAAGGUUUCUUCAAUGGAACAACCUAAUUCUGCCCAUGAAGAACAAACCAAAACGGUAGAAUCUGCACACCCAUCCAAACCUUCUCAAGUUGAGAAACCCAAAACCAUACAAUCAGCACACCAGGCAUCUUCAUUGAGCAAUAAAUCCUAUAUAGAUAUGAAUGAUCCAGACAGUAGGUUUUUUUUUUUUAAAGAGUUGGCUGCCAAACGAAAAGCUGCAAAGGCUGCAGAGUCUGAGAGCAGCGCUGAAAAAGCUCCUGUAAAACCAGUGACUCCAUUUGACUUGAAAAUUAAGGAACCAGUCACAAGGAUAGAACCUAACCUUCCAAUAGCCACACUAAAUCCAGCAGAUACUUCAACCAAUAAGCCAGCUCCAGCAGAUACUUCAACCAAUAAGCCAGCUCCAGCAGAUACUUCAACCAAUAAGCCAGCUCCAUCAACAGAAGCCCCACUUUAUCCAGCAGAUACUUCAAUAAAAAAGACAGCUACAUCAACAGAAGCAUCAUCAGAAACACUGGAGACUUCACCAGUGUUACAGGAGAACAAAACAUCCAUGGCAAAAUAUGGCUCCUUACUUGAUGUCAAAGAACAGCAUUCUAAAAAUAAAGAACAGCAAGACCUUCAACUUCCCCAAAGUGACUCCAAAACAUUCCUCAGGGAUAAAUUAUCUUGUGUCGAUGGCCUACUUAGAGUCUCUACUGAUACUGAGAAGAUAGAGCUGAAGAACAGCCGGAACCAAAGUGUGUCUAAAGUUAACCCUAGAGAUACAAGUACAUUUCUUAAGAGCACCUCAAAUCAGUGUUCCUUUAACAUCUCCCCAAAGGAUUUCAGUUUAUAUAAACUAUCUCCAAAGAAACCAAAGUCAUUCAAUCCUGCUUCAAAUGAGCUAAACCCAUCUCUUCCACUCACACUAACAGAAGCUAGCUCAUCUUCAUAUCUGACACCAAAAGGUUUAAGCUCAACUAGUCUCACUUCAUCAACAAAUGCAGCAAAGGAGUUGAGCUCAGCCCUUACCCCCACCCUUAAGGAGCCCAGUUCAUCUAUCCCCAUGUCAAAGCAGCCAUUACCAUCCUCUAAACCUAUCACAGUAGAGUCCAACAUACCUCUGAGCCCCACCCAAUCUGAGCCAGGUGUGUCUCAUAAGCAGGACAAAACAGAUUCCAAGGAAUCUCUCAGCCCUAUCCCAAUGCAAUCUUGCUCAUCCUCAAUCCCUGCAACAGAAUUUAGCCCUCUGCCAAACCCUACCCAAACACAAUCUAGUUUCUUACCCAAGUCCACCUUAGUUGGGUCAAUUUCAUCAACACCAAUGGAAUCUAACACCUCUCCCAAACCCUCCACAAAGGAGUCAUUGUCUACAAUUGCCACAACUGAGUUGAGGUCAUCCUCUCCUAAGACCAACCCAAUAAAAUCCUAUUCCUCCCCUUGUCCUGGCCAACAUGAGUCGGUUUUGUCACUCAAACAUUCCAAAACAGCAUGCAACUCCUCUCCAAAGCCCGCUACAGUGUCCAAUGACUCUUACAACUCUUCACCUCCAUCUUCAAAGCAUGUCAUGGAAGAAACCAACAAAUCUCUCAUCUUCACACCAACAAAGUCUAGCUCUCCUCCUGAGCCUACCCCAACAGAAUCUAGUGCUUCAACCAAUCCAACACCAAGAGAACUCAACCCUCUUCCUAGCACCACCCCAACGGAACCAAGUGCAUCUACUGGCCCGACCCUAACAGAAUCAAGUGCAUCUUCUAACCCAACCCCAACAAAAUCACACUCCUCCCUUACAUGUGGGUCAGGUGGAUCAGUUGUGUGUCCCAAGCCUGGCCAAACAAAGUCCAGAACUUCUCCAAACCUCACCCCAAAAGAAUCUUGUUCCUCUCCUAAUCAUACCCUAACUGAACCUACCUCACCAUACAACCCUGUCCUUGUGGAAUCCGUCCCAUCAAGCAACUCAAACCCAACUGAAUCCACUGCCUCUCAUGACACUGCCCCAGCUCCACCCGUCAUUGUGGAUAACAGUAAGGAGGGCAAAGCAAGUAAACUUAACAAGGAGCAAAAAGUGGGAAGUUCUGCAGCUUAUAAAGGUGAGAAGAUAGCAGGUGAUCCUGAAACUAAGAGAAAAACUGCUCCUGGAGAAUCUGCCUCCCAUGGAUCUCAGAGUCCUGAUGAGACCAAAGAGAAUAACAGCACUAUGAAACCAGAGAGCACAACAGAUCAAAGCAAUCCCAUACCACCCCCAGUGAAGCAACCUAAAGUAAGCCAGUCCCACUACCAUUUGUCUACUGCCAAUGUACUCUCUAGCAGCAACCUAAGAGAUGACACAAAGCUCCUAUUAGAGCAGAUUUCUGCUAACAGCCAGAGCAGGACAGAACUCAAUAAAGAAUCUGCUGUCACUGAUGAUGCCAAACAGGAUGAGGCUGACCGGGGUGUUAGUGGUAAGGAGGAAGCAUCAGCCCGACGACAGAUCGGAGGCCCGGCUAGAACUUCUCAGGAGAGGGAGAAGCUUCUUCAGAGAAUCGAUAGCAUGCGGAAGGGGAGGAAAGUCUACAGCCGCUUUGAGAUGGCGCCUUAACCAGGGAUCGGAAGGAUGAAGUGAGUACGGAGAAAGACCACAUUUUCCUCUAGAACUUGUCCUGUAACUAUGCCCAUUCCCCAAAAGUCUAAAACCACAGAUUGGAGAGGGAUCACUAGUUAACUAACAUAAAUAUUAUUCUCAGGUUUCUAUAUUAGAGGGUUUCUCCGAAUGGACUAUAUGCAUGUAAAGCAUUAAGGAUUUUGGGAACAAAAACUUGACUAAGUUUACCAACAUGGAUUGCUGUGUAAAUAAGCAGAGACUUUACAGUGUGGACAAUGGACCUCUGCUGUCUACAAAGGGGAACUGAAAAAUCCAAUCCCAUCAGCUAAAUGCACAACUAAAUGUGCAAUAUAUUUGAAAAUGAUUGUGUUCCUAGACACACUGGACGCACUGGUGUUGUUGACUGCAAUGUAAUAUCUGUCACUCUCUGGGUUGUUUAAUUAUUAUCUGUUUGAGGAUCUGUUUUAUAUACUAACAAUCAUUUCCAAAUAAUACAAGUACAAUCACCAUAGAAAAUGUAUUAAUCAUAAACAGUGCAAGAAUAGCUUUCAAAUAGUUGGACCACUUUUUUCAUUUGGAAUGCUUUAUUAGAAUUAUUAAAUCAGAAUGACAGUGUGCUAGAUUAACCAAAUGUAUGCAUGAAUAAUCAUGUGUAUUUGCACAAAAAUAUAUAUAUACAGUAUAUAUGUAAUACUGUGAUUUUAAUGCCACAGGACAUUAGGUCCCUUUUUUAAAAGAUGCUAUCUGUGAUUGCUACAUCAAUUUUGGACUUUUACAUUAAUUAUACACUACCGGUCAAAUGUUUUAGAACACCUACUCAGGGUUUUUCUUUAUUUUUACUAUUUUCUACAUUGCAGAAUAAUAGUGAAGACAUCAACACUAUGAAAUAACACAUAAGGAAUUAUGUAGUAACCAAAACAAAGUGUUAAAUAAAUCAAAAUAGAUUUGAGAUUUGAGAUUCUUCAAAUAGCCACCCUUGCCUUGAUGACAGCUUUGCACAUGUUAAACAAAUCAAAAUAUAUUUUAGAUUUGAGAUUCUUCAAAUAGCCACCCUUGCCUUGAUGACAGCUUUGCACACGCUUGGCAUUCUCUCAACCAGCUUACAACAGUCUUGAAGGAGUUCCCACAUAUACUGAGCACUUGUUGGCUGCUUUUCCUUCUCUCAGUCCGACUCAUCCCAAACCAUCUCAAUUUGGUUGAGGUUGGGGGAUUGUGGAGGCCAGGUCAUCUGAUGCAGCACUCCAUCUCUCUCCUUCUUGGUAAAAUAGCCCUUACACAGCCUGGAGGUGUGUUGGGUCAUUGUCCUGUUGAAAAACAAAUGGUCCUUUAGUAGUAAAAAUUAAGAAAAACUCUUGAAUGAGUAGGUGUUCUAAAACUUUUGACCGGUAGUGUAUAUACCUAUUGAUUCUUGAAGAAUAUGACUUGUAAAAUGUCCCAUCAGCUUAGUUCAUCUGUCGUACCCCAUCAGAACUCAAAAUAUAAGCUUGUUUUACUCAAUUGUUUGUAAAUGAUGCAAUUGUAAAAAAUAAAAUAAAUACUUAAUAGCCUCAGAAGAUGGUUAUAACUAUA
This is a messenger RNA of Oncorhynchus nerka (sockeye salmon), 7098 nucleotides long. RefSeq names its product family with sequence similarity 83 member Ha (gene sack1ha). Gene Ontology annotation, molecular function: keratin filament binding; protein kinase binding. The transcript has 5 exons. The record is from RefSeq and is a predicted model, not a curated record. The coding region runs from base 1045 to 5526 and encodes 1493 amino acids. NCBI's taxonomy places the organism in Eukaryota, Metazoa, Chordata, Actinopteri, Salmoniformes, Salmonidae. Gene Ontology annotation, cellular component: keratin filament. Gene Ontology annotation, biological process: protein localization to cytoskeleton; intermediate filament cytoskeleton organization; signal transduction.